UCUCUUGAUUUAUCUUCUGCACUACUAUAUUGUUGUGUCAUCUUGCACUAACAAAGGGUCUGACCAGAACCGUCGACCAGACUCUGAAACUCGAGAAAAAAGACAUCGACAAGAGAAAGUUCGAUUCUUUGAGGAGACGGCAGGUGAAGGAAGAGACUGAGGCCUGGGAGAGGAUGGUCGACGAGUACAGAGAGUUGGAGAAGGAGAUGUGCGAGAAGAGUCUCGCUCCCAAUCUACCUUACGUGAAACACAUGUUCCUGGGUUGGUUCCAGCCGCUGAAAGAUGUGAUCGAGAGAGAGCAGAGGCUGCAGAAGAACAAGAGCAAGAAGGUUAGAGCGGCUUACGCUCCCCACAUUGAGCUUUUGCCUGCUGAUAAAAUGGCGGUUAUUGUGAUGCAUAAGAUGAUGGGUUUGGUUAUGUCCGGACAUGAGGAUGGGUGUAUCCAAGUUGUUCAAGCUGCUGUUAGUAUCGGCAUAGCAAUAGAGCAUGAGGUAUGGGGUUAGUAGUUUUAAGUAAGGUGUGUGAAGUAGUUAUAUAUGGUUUCAAAGCGAGAGAUUUUAGUUUGGACAAAACUCAACAACAUGUAAAUUGACGUACUUAUGAACCUUUAAUAUUUUAUUAUAUAUAUUUAACAUUACUGACAUUCAUAAUUGUAUGUAUAUGUGUAAGAUGUAUUGUUGUGUUUUGGAUUGCCUUUUACUUGUUCUGGACAGUAACAUUAUCAGAUGUUGAAUAAAGGAGUCUUUUGCUUUGUGUUAGAGAUGGACAACAUACCUGAAGAUAACAUACAUGAACCCAAAGAACCAAAUCUAAUCCAAAAAAUAUAUAUUAAACACAAACCAAAAUUGAUAAAAGAUCUGAAUGGAUUUGAAAUUUGGUAUAAAAUAACUAGAUUCAAAUUUGAUUCAAACCAAAACAUUCAAUAUUUGAAUAUACCUGAAUUUAUAUUUAGUUAUUUUUAGAUCUAAUAUCAAAAGGAAGAAUGUCCAAAAAAGAAUAAGAAAUCUGAGUGUCGUGGGACAAAAUCAAAACAAAAAUAAAAAUCAAGAUCUUUUACCAGAAAAUAUCAAUGUGUUUGAUCGAAUAUCAAUGUAUUUGACCAAGAGAAAAGGAAUGUCCAAACUCAAUCAAUGUGGCUAGUGUCUAGACAGUAUAAAUACAAUCUCAUUUGUACAACUUUACUCCAAAUAUCACGAAAACUACUCAUAUCAAAGCCUUUAGCCUUGUAUCUGAUUCAGGGUGAAAAGACUAUGAAACUCUUCAAUGUCUCCUUGAUGACCAUUAUGGCCAUCUCGAUAGUAUCUUUCCAAGUACCGUCGAAUACUGAAGCAAGACUGUUAGAGAUAGCAGACAAUCAAAAUCAUUUCAAAGUCACAUAUUUGAAUAAAUUUUUGUCUACGGUACCAGCUGGACACAGUCUUGAUGGACAUAAGAAAGGUAUUGUAAAUGUUCAAGAAAAAAUAUUGAUAAAUAUUAAGGAUUUUGCGCCUACAGAUCCAGGCAACAGUCCUGGUAUAGGACAUCCGAAAAUGGAUGUACAUGCACCACGACACAAUGAUUACUUCAAAGUAGCAAGGGGAUUGAAGAAAAAUGAUGAAUCAACGAAAGAUUUUGCGCCAACUGAUCCGGGGAACAGUCCUGGUAUAGGACGUCCAAGAAUGGAUGUACAUGCACCGCGGCUCGGUGUAAUUUCAAAGUAACAAGAAAACUGAAGAAAAAUGACUGAGUCAAAAAACUUUUGAGCCAAUAUUCAUUAAAAAUAAAAUGAUGUAAUCUUCUUUUUAUUAAAAUAAUAUAAAUUUAGUGUUGAGAUUGGCAUGAAUUUUCAAAUCAAAAAAUUUGAUAUAAAAAUAUUUAAUUUUACAAAAAUGUGAAGUUGUUAUUUAGGGUUCUAUAACUUUAU
Messenger RNA from Brassica napus (rape), 1903 nucleotides. RefSeq names its product DNA-directed RNA polymerase 3, chloroplastic-like. The transcript has a single exon. Gene Ontology annotation, biological process: mitochondrial transcription. Gene Ontology annotation, cellular component: mitochondrial DNA-directed RNA polymerase complex. The record is from RefSeq and is a predicted model, not a curated record. Lineage: Eukaryota; Viridiplantae; Streptophyta; Magnoliopsida; Brassicales; Brassicaceae. Bases 174 to 503 code for a protein of 109 amino acids. Gene Ontology annotation, molecular function: DNA-directed RNA polymerase activity; DNA binding.